AAAAGGCCACCCCUUGAAAGUGAACUCUUCCGAACCCUCCCGCCUGUGUUCGUGAUUUGGACUGUUCCUAAUCUUUCCGCGGAGUGAGAACCAAGACAUUAUAGAGGCUGGAUGUGUUGAUAUGUUUAUAGUUAAUAUUUCAUAGUUAAAUUAGUUAGAAGUGGCCCGUUUAAGGAUUGUGUGGAUAUAUGUGUGCGUGCAAAUAAUCAACCACACACAUCUUUGCACAAUAAAUCACCCUGAAGUACAUUCCUGGUGUGAGACCUAAUGUUCUGACCGGACACCCUGUAGCCGUUCUAUAAAUCCGAACCUGAGUUAGACAAGAGUAGUCAGCAGUUUUUUCAUGGUCCUUCGAGCCGGAUUUGUGGAUUGCUACAGACAUGUCUCAACCAGAAAGAGAAGCCCCUGCUGUGCGGCCGAGGAGACGAGUUAACCCUCCAGCCUACUUAGAAGACUUUGAGCUCAGUGGACCUGGGUCUCAUCAACAGCAAUCACGGUCACUUACCUGCCAGGGAGUACUGGAGAAUGAACCAAGUGUUACAGGUCAUUCUAGAUCCACUUCACCAGUGAGCCAAGCAUCAGAACAUUCUGAGUGGAUACUGACUGACCAAUGGGACUACACUUCUGAGAAGCUGAGAGAGGAGAAUGCAGCAUUGCAAAGGCAAGUGAAACAGCUGCCAGAGCUUACAGCCAUGUUAGAGAAGAUGAAGAGGGAGAACGCAGCCUUGCAACGACAAUCCAGCCAACUCCCUGAGAUCAUUUCAGCAUUCCAAGAGAUGCGUCAACAGAAUGCUGCGUUAUGGCAUGAGCUUCAAAGCUUGAAAUCGAAGCAGAGCUCUCCACCCGAGUCGGUCACUCCACAAAUGCCAUCACCACGCUCUCACUCUCCAGCAGUUAACUUUCAGACUCCACAGCCAUACCGCCCAAUACCAGCUCCACGCUCUAGGUUGCCACCAUCUGCCACUAAGAGACUGCCACACCCAGCUGUGCCAGAGGAAAGCUCAGAGUUUACUGAAGAUCUGAGAAACAUGAACAUUUCUUCCUCCCCUCGUGAGAGACCCUCCUUUACAGCACAUUAUAGUGACUCAGCUCAGUUCAGGUAUCCCAACACUUCCCCAUAUUCCCAGCCACCUCAGCUGCCUGAGUCCGUGGUCCCAUCACAGGAAAGGAGGAGGUCAGCCCAUGCAGAAUACAGCUCAGAUCAUGUCUUACCCUCAAGUACCCAAGAGAAAAUCUACAGAGGACCAGCCCCUACCAUCCCCUGCCUAACGUCUUCUGAUCCUAGGGAGUUUUCAAGACUGAGAAUUGCAUUAGAGAAUAUCCUGCCUGAAGAUGCCACCGAACGUUUCAAAUUUCAAAUCCUCACAGACCAUCUGAAACUGGAGGAGGCCCUCCUUGUGGCAGACUCUUACAGCAAUUCCAGAUUUCCCUUCACCAACACUAUGAAAGCUCUGGAUAAGAUGUAUGGUCAACCCCACCAAUUAGCACUGCAACGAAUCUCUGAGCUGAUGGAUGGAGCUAAUAUACGCAGUGGAGAUGUAAAGGCCUUCAGGAUGUUCGGACUGCAGGUGCGUUCGCUUGUCAGUAUGUUGCAGCAGCUUGGCCACAAAGGUACUGUAGAGCUGGAAUGUGGAUCACAUGUGUCUCGACUCCUGAGUAAACUGCCACAUGACCUCAGAUCAAGUUUCAAGCGGUACACCCACCCUUUGCAAGUCUCUAUUCCUACUUUGCUGGACUUCGCUGAUUGGUUGGAAUAUGAGCUUCAAGUACAGGAAGACAAUAGCCAGUACGCUUGUUAUACAAGGCAGGAAUCUUCAGUGCAUGGCAGAGAGGUGAGAAGAGAGUCUAAGCAGCUUCGCAGACCAACUACCAUUCUACUUGGUACCGACAAGUCAUAUUCAUCAUCAAUAUCGUCAGCCACGUCUAAACCAGCUUCAGUCAGAGAAGAGAAGGUGAGAGCUUAUUGUCCAUACUGUGAUAAUAAUAAACACUAUCUGAAUGGCUGUGACAACUUCAAGCUUCUUAGCAAAGACCUGAAAAUAGACUGGAUAAAGACAAAGAACCGAUGCUGGCGUUGUGGUCGUGGACAUCAAGCAGCUAACUGCACACUAAAGACUUUCUGCCCAACCUGCAACAAGAAGCACCUUAUGGUACUACAUGAUGUCAAUGACCAAGUCAAGCCAUCUCAGCCAAGUGCAGCUCCUUCCAGUGCAGUUUUAUAUGUUGACAGACCAACCUCCGGAAGUAAAGUACUGCUCAAAGUGACUAAGGUUCUGAUCAAGAAUGGCAACGUGGCAAUGGAAGCUUACGCCAUAUUAGAUGAUGGAUCUGAGCGGACCAUCAUUCUGCAUGAUGCAGUGCAGAAAUUAAGACUCGUGGGGGAGCCAGAGGACCUUGUACUUCGUACAGUAAGACAGGAUACCCAGGUCAUUCACGGGGCGGCAGUGACUUUUACUGUGUCCCAAACUGUUAACCCCAGCAAAGCUUACAAGAUCCGUAAUGCCUUCACAGCCAAAGCACUCGGUCUGGCAGAACAUACACACCCAGUUAGUGUCCUGCAACAGAAAUUUAAGCAUCUUGCAGGGUUACCUCUACAACAGCUGGACAAGGUACAUCCUGUUCUUCUCAUUGGCUCUGAUUGCCCUCACCUCCUCACACCCAUAGAACCAGUCCGACUGGGGCCCCCUGGUGGGCCAGCAGCAGUAAGAACACGUCUGGGAUGGACACUGCAGGGUCCAACUGAAGAGUUGAGCAGUCAUCUUUCCCCUGACCAAUGCUUCUUCACCUCGCUGCGGCCUGUCAAUGAUCUUUAUGCAAAUGUGGAGAGACUGUGGCAAAUGGAUGUUCUACCCUACCAGAGUGAAAAGGUGAUUACCAGAUCACGCCAAGACAAAGAGUCCAUUCAGCUUCUGCAAGAAAACACAGUGAGAGUGGAUGUUAAUGGUAUCCAGCGAUACGCUACUCCUCUGCUCCGUGUCAAGAACAUGCCUCGCCUCUGUGCUCCAAAGGAAGCAGUCCUGCCACAGUUGAGAGGAAUCGAGAAACGGCUGGAAAGGGACCCUGUUCUAACUGCAGCAUACCAAGAGGAGCUGGCCAGGUUAGUGCAAGCUGGUUACGUUGUAAAACUUAGUCAGGAGCAAGUGGACAAGACAAAGGAAGCCUGGUACAUCCCGCACCACAUGGUGCAGCAUAAUGGGAAGAACAGGGUGGUUUUUAACUGUUCAUUCUCAUAUCAAGGACACAACCUGAACGAGCUACUGUUACCUGGACCAACACUUGGUCCAUCUCUCCUGGCAGUCCUUCUGCGUUUCCGGGAGCACUCUGUUGCCAUCAGUAGUGACAUCCGCGGCAUGUUCCAUCAGGUACGCCUCUUGCCACAAGAUAAACCUCUGCUGAGAUACAUCUGGAGAGACAUGCAAAGAGACAGAACCCCAGAUGUCUAUGAAUGGCAGGUACUGCCUUUCGGGACCACUUGCAGUCCGUGUUGUGCAUCGUUUGCUUUACAGAAGCAUGUUCUAGAUCACAGCCAGCCUGGAGAGGACACACAAGUUUCAGUGGAGAAGUCAUUCUAUGUGGACAAUUGCCUCCAGAGCUUCGCCUCCCGUGACAUGGCCAAGAAUCUGGUAGACAAACUCUGUAACCUUCUAGCAUCUGGUGGCUUUGAGUUACGACAGUGGGCAAGCAAUGACCCUUCAGUUAUCAGCCAUCUGCCAGCUGACAUUCAGUCACCGAGUAGCAUCCUCUGGCUCAGCGAAGGCCACCAAGAAGCUCAGGAAUCAACACUUGGCCUGCACUGGAAUUGCCAAUCAGAUACCCUCUCUUACAAACGACGCAAACCAGACAAUGAAGUGCCCACAAUGCGAAGCAUCUACCAGAUCCUUGCCAGCCAGUAUGAUCCCCUUGGCUAUAUUGUACCCUUCACCACUCGAGCCAAGGUGAUAGUGCAGAGGUUGUGGGACAAACAAAGGGAGUGGGAUGACCCCAGGCUGCCAGAGGACCUAUUAGACUCUUGGAAACACUGGGAGAGUGAAUUGGAAGAUCUGCAGAAUAUCAGUUUGCCCAGAUGUUACUGCAGCAAGGAACUAGACUGCUCUAGUAGUAUUAGGCAACUUCACAUCUUUUGUGAUGCCUCAGAGAAGGCGUAUGGAUCUGUGGCAUACUUAAGAACAGAGAACCCUCAAGGUAAAGUGGAGGUGGCCUUUGUAACAGCUAGGUCUCGUGUUGCUCCCAAGAAACAGCAGAGCAUCCCUCGUCUUGAGCUGUGUGCAGCACUCACAGGUGCACAGCUUGCUAAAGUCCUGAAGGCAGAGCUAACGUUACCACUCAGCAGUGUCACACUGUGGUCUGAUUCCACCACAGUGCUAAUUUGGCUUUUAUCAGAUUCCUGUCGCUUUAAGGUGUUUGUGGGGACCAGAGUGGCAGAAGUACAGGACUUGACUGAAUCUGACACCUGGCGUUACGUACAGUCAUCCGACAACCCAGCAGAUGCAAUUACAAGAGGAAAGUCUCCCUCUGAUCUCAACAAAGACAGCAGAUGGAACCAAGGCCCAGCAUUCCUCAGACAAAGACCAGACAGCUGGCCAGAAAUGCCACCACUAGCUCACAUAAGUGAAGACGGUGAGCUGAAAAGGUCAACUUUCUGUGGACUGUUAACCUCUGAUCUGUCACUGCCAGAUCCUCAUAAAUUUUGCACAUUCACAGACUACUUAAAAGCUCUUAUACAGCCAUCAUCAGAAAGCUCUCCCUUCAUUGCAACUGCAGAAAACUACAUAGAAGCUGAGCUCACAGCCCUCCGACAGAUCCAGGCAGAAUCAUUCCCAGAUGAGAUAUUGCACUUGAAAUCUGGUAAACCUCUACCAAGCAAUAGUCGACUGCUUUGCCUAGCCCCAGAACUAGAUAUCAGAACCAAUCUCAUUCGUGUUGGCGGUCGCCUACGACAAAUCAGUCAACUAGACGAGGAUACCAUUCACCCCAUUGUCCUUGAUCCACAUCACCCGCUCACCAAACUAAUUAUCAAAGACUAUGAUGACUGUUUACAUCACCCUGGACCAGAGAGGGUGUUUGCGGAGCUCAGGAGAAAAUACUGGGUAUUAAGAGGACGAGCAGCAGUUAAACACCACCAACGCCAAUGCGCUGAAUGCCAAAAAUGGCGGGCUAAACCGCAUCCCCCCAGGAUGGCAGACCUCCCACCUGCCAGGUUAAGAAUUCACCAGCCAGUUUUCUAUUCAACAGGUAUAGAUUGCUUUGGUCCCUAUCUCAUAAAGUUUGGACGCCGAAAUGAGAAGCGUUGGGGGAUCAUCUUCAAGUGUAUGACCACCCGUGCAGUGCAUAUUGAUCUCCUCACAAGUAUGGACAGUGACUCAUUCCUGAUGGCCCUUCGUCGCUUCAUUGCACGACGAGGGAAACCCUUCGAAAUCCUGUCAGAUCAGGGAACGAAUUUCAAAGGUGGUGAAAGGGAACUUCGGGAUGCCUACACUGCUCUUCAACCUGAGCUCCAAGCUCAACUGGCAAGCCAGCAAAUUAGGUUUACAUUCAAUCCACCUAAUGCCCCACAUUUUGGUGGAUGCUGGGAACGGGAAAUUCGAUCCUUGAAAACAGCCCUACAAGUGACACUCGGAGCACAGACAGUCACUGAAGAAGUAUUGCGGACUGUUCUCAUUGAAAUUGAGGGGAUCCUCAAUGCCAAACCUCUUGGUUACAUAUCUUCAGACAUUGCUGACCCUGACCCGGUUACACCCAACAUUCUGCUGAUGGGGCGGCGGGAUGCCUCACUUCCCCAAGUGACAUACCAGGAUUCUGAGCUUCUGAGUCGACGGAGAUGGAGGCAUAGUCAGCUGUUAGCUGAUCACUUUUGGAGGCAAUUCAUCCGUAACUACCUACCCAGCCUUCAAACCAGACAGAAAUGGAUAUCAGAAACAGACAACCUACAGAUAGGUGAAACUGUUAUGAUUGUGGAUCCACAGCUACCUCGUGCACUUUGGCCUGUUGGAAGGAUUGUUCAAGUUUUCCCUGGGAAGGAUAACAGAGUCAGAUCAGCUGAGAUCAAAGUGAAAGACCGAACUUACCUAAGGCCAGUGACCAAGAUCAUCUGUCUACCUCCUUUGGCUGAAUGACAUUGCAAUACUUAGUAAGGCCCUUGUUGUUCAAAUUCACCUUGUGAAUUUGGGGGCGGCUGUAAAAAAGGCCACCCCUUGAAAGUGAAUUCUUCCGAACCCUCCCGCCUGUGUUCGUGAUUUGGACUGUUCCUAAUCUUUCCGCGGAGUGAGAACCAAGACAUUAUAGAGGCUGGAUGUGUUGAUAUGUUUAUAGUUAAUAUUUCAUAGUUAAAUUAGUUAGAAGUGGCCCGUUUAAGGAUUGUGUGGAUAUAUGUGUGCGUGCAACUAAUCGUAAGUACAUUUACAUAAUUAAAUGUAUGAUAAGUUCACAAGCGAGAUUAAUGACCGCUGCCCUGGCAUUCCGCCUAAAUGUUUACAUUGUUUAUUAUAUUUGCACAUUUUCUUGUUGACAAAAUGUUAUAUUUCGCCUGUGUUUUUGUUUGAUAGAAUAUUUAAUGUUAUUGCAUAUUAGGCUAUAAUGCAUAGACUUAAGACGCAUCUCAGGGAACAUGUUCGGGCUUGUUCACCGGACGAGCUAGGCACGUGAGCUAGACGCACAGUGCAGUAGUGCGAUCAUUUAAUAGAACUUUGAGUUGUGUUUGUAUAUAUAUAUAUAUAUAUAUAUAUAUAUAUAUAUUAUAUUUAGAUAAUUUACAAUGCUGUUACUUAUGAGUAUUUAAGUACUGCUGUAAAGAUCUGUUAAUGUGUAUUUAUUCAUUUAUUCAUAUUUGUAUACUGUUUUAUAUUUACAGAACCACACACAUCUUUGCACAAUAAAUCACCCUGAAGUACAUUCCUGGUGUGAGACCUAAUGUUCUGACCGGACACCCUGUAGCCGUUCUAUAAAUCCGAACCUGAGUUAGACAAGAGUAGUCAGCAGUUU
Molecule: messenger RNA, 6978 nt
Organism: Carassius gibelio (silver crucian carp)
Lineage: Eukaryota; Metazoa; Chordata; Actinopteri; Cypriniformes; Cyprinidae
Exons: 2
Coding region: 381-6113 (1910 amino acids)
Biological process (GO): DNA integration
Molecular function (GO): nucleic acid binding
Source: RefSeq, a predicted model, not a curated record